GUCUUAGAAUAUAAACUUUUGACAGGUUGCAUCUCACAAUUGAUGUUAGCAAUUUUAUUGCGAUUUUAACUUCAUUGCCACAUAUCUAUGGUUUUACAAAAUGAAUGUACAUAUACAGAAAAAGUGAAGGAAAAUCAUUGAAAACUACAAGAAAAUUAACUGAAAGCAGAAGAUUUACAUGUAGAUAUUGACAUACAUGUACCAUUAAGAUGAACAAAAUACAUAAAUAACCUACUACAUGGCUGCAUUAGUUAUGAUGAAUCGGAAGAAAAAAUCGAUACUGUACAUACUCUGUAGCGGGGCUCUGAUUUACUAUGUAAUACAAGUGGUAUAUUUCAACCAGGAGUAUAGUCCAUUACAAGUACUAGCAGAUGCCAGAAGCGAGGCUCGAAGAUUACUUAGGUUUAUAACAUUGUAUCAUUACCAGUGCAACAAUACAGUAAUGAUGUCUAACAAUACUAACUGGCCUGUUUGUACUGAAGUGGAUGGUGGAAUAAAUGUGGAGUCGAAAAAUUCUAAAAAGGCUUACUCUGUUGGGCCUUCUGAAGACUUAGAAUUUGAAAGACUCCUCGUCAGAAAUUUAUCAUUUAAUGUAUUUCUCAUAUGUCACAGACCAAUAUACUACGAUGGAAGUUUGAAUAAUACAUAUGUUAUUAAAACAGUUGUGGUGCCAAACGACCCAUCAGACUUUACUAGAAAUUCAUAUGAAACACAGACGUUGAACGAUAUCAUGUUAAAUUUACAUCAUACUCACAUAGAUGUACUUAAAAUAGAAAAUGUUAUGGAUGAGAUCAAUACACAUGAGAUUUUAUUUUAUCUUGUUAAGGAUGAUCUCUUGAAAAAGGUUGAUCAGCUUCAUAUUUCAUUACAUAUUGAUAAAGUAGAUGAUGAUCAUUUAUACAGUUGGUAUAGAAGUCUGUAUAACCUUUUCCACAAGUCAAGAUUCAGAUUAUACCAUACAUCAGCAUCAGAUCAACUGUGUUUACAGAUCACACUCAUGGAGUCAUGUACAUACUACAUGUCCUGGGUCAGAGAUCCUGGACCACAAACCAUGAUAUUGUACCCUCCAGCUAUUGAUGGUUCAAUAGAAUUUGAGCUUGCAAGAAUAGAUGAUUAUUUAGAGAAACCAGAAGGCUAUUGUGAUGAUAGUGUGGAUAUACCAGUACUGGGGGGUACUCCUAUAUCAUUAUGUACCAACACUGACAGAUACAUGUUAAGAAAUCCUUGUAAAAUUAUUUUAAUAGGGGAGGAGAAAAUGCAAUUAACUACAGAUUCAUAUUUACCCUUUGAACUACGAUGUGAUGUUAUUGGAUUGAAGAUGUUAGAUGGUCAUAUUGAUGCAGAUGUUAAUGAAUAUACCACCAAUAAUAGAGGAACUAUACUACAGUCUACUACUGGAAGGUCAACAGUGUUAGAAGCACUGGACAAAUACACAUUGUACGACAACAAGAACAUUUUGUAUCUGAACAUGCCAAACAUGUUUUGGGAUUUCAUUACACCAUUACUAAAUUCUGGAGUCCUAAAGGGAUUUCAUCAAUUAAUCAUAGACAUCAAUCUCCACAGAAUAUCAAAGAAUCUGCCGGUUGGAACAAUCAGAACUUACUACAGUGAACUUAAACGUAUUGAAUCUUAUGGCUUUGAUCUCUACCAAUCUAUUAAGCUUGGAAAUGAUGUUAAAUUCAGACAAAACAAAGAAUAUCACAGACUUAAUUUUGUUAAAACAAGACCGCCAUAUGGAAAGUCAAUAUAAUUGUAUAGAUAGUCUCGUAGAUCUUUAUUUAUUUUUAAUAUUUGAAAUCAUGAUAAUGCCAAUGUGUAUUUUUAUUUCAUUGUAUCAUGUCAUAUUUCAUGAAUCUAUUUAUAUAGAAUAAGAAAAAGAAUAUUAAAAGUUUACUAAUAUUGAGAA
Molecule: messenger RNA, 1906 nt
Organism: Mytilus californianus (California mussel)
Lineage: Eukaryota; Metazoa; Mollusca; Bivalvia; Mytilida; Mytilidae
Exons: 8
Coding region: 239-1750 (503 amino acids)
Source: RefSeq, a predicted model, not a curated record